AUGAGCAAAAUGCCUAUGCGCUGCCGGGCCUACGACGACAGCGGCAUUCCUAUAGGGCGUGGGUGUUCCAAGGGACUUUCUUGCAAUUUCGUACAUCCCGACGAUCAACGUUGGGGCGCGGCUAUUCGUAGAUAUCAGAAUGCUCCUUCAGGUCCGCCGCGUUUUGCUCGCGAUAGGAACGAAAAACGGACUUCCAGCUUGUGGGACCCCGAUCCCCAGGAUCCCCCAGCUACCUCCACCAAUGCGACCCCUCUCGCGGAUUCUAGCUCUAGACGGGUUAGUUAUGGCUCGGACAGACAUCAAGGUGCCUCGAACCAGCAGAGUUACAGUUCUGUGAAAAGUCCGGCGUGGGAUAAAGUGGUUACGAGCACUCCACCUGCGCGAGACAAGAAGUCGGACAAUCAGAGCUCUGGGUGGUCGACUGGAUGGAGUUCAAGCGCAUGGGGCGAGCGUAAAUCGAGUUCAGGAUGGGAUACUGGAACUGGGUGGGAUAACGUUGCCACUAACACGUCGACUUGGGGUGGAGGAGGCUGGAAUGUGGAAUCUGGGAGUGCAGAUUCCAGUUUAACUUUCCAGAGCAAGAUGCCGGCGGGAGGGGAAUCCAAUAAUGAAACCGCUGGUAGCCCCUGGCUAUCCGGCAUAGCAGCCAACAAGAAGCCAGAGAGUAGAAAGGGGAAGGAGAGGGCAGCCGAGGACGUCCAUAUGCGCGAGCCUUCCCCGCGGCCUUGGGGGCAGCCCCCGCCUGCGCCAGCUGAACGGCUCAACAAGCCGGACCUCCCGCCAAUACAACCGGAUGCACCCCACCGCCCCCACACACGGUCUCCGACACCCACCUCAUCUUCCUCGUUCUCAAAGCCAGCGAACGCCGUGACCACGUCUUCGAGGCACGACAGGUCCAGAGUCUCAUCACUGGAUCUGAAAAAGUCCGCAGUCGAUGGAGCUUUCAAAGCAUCUCACCCAGGAACUAUGACCCUUCUCGCCGAGUUAAAUGGCAGUUCAAGAGCCUCGACGCCCACCGUUGUACCGUACACAAGGGAUUACCGUGGGUCCAAAGGCAGGGUUGCUCUGCAUAAAGAGAUCGUCCAGAAAAUGCAGAAUGCAGUCAUUCUGCAAGUCCAAAGACAGCGUGCCGAAGAUGGCUUGGAACGAUGGAAGCGGACGCAGAUCUCCGACCCUUACAAGCUAUGCCCGCCGGGUGCACGAAAGACCCUUGACAGUGCAAGAACGAAAUUUACAGAAAAGGAUGCGCGCCUACAGAAGCGACUUCUUCGGUCCAUUCAAGAACUCGCUGAUCUCCCCGACCUUGCAGAGAAGCACCAGCCUUUGAGCAUGAACCUGACAAAGGAGGUCAUUGCUUCGUACACACGUGAACUAGGCGAAUGGUUUAAGGAACUCCAGCUGCAUAAAAGGUUGGUGAUGGAAGAGGCAGAAGAGCGACAGGCACAGCCUGGGGAAGGAGAAGAAAGUCCGGAAGAUGAGCCAGAAGACACACGAGUAACGGGCACAGAACUUUGUGCCCGCGGAAGGUGGUCUUGGAGCGAGCUCAACGAGGCUGUCGCGAGGAUCGAGGAUCAAGUUAGCCUCGUGUCUGAGGAAGUGUACGCAUUUAAGUUCACAAAUGCUGACGAGGCACUUGAUGUCGAAAUGGAGGAGCUCAGGGAGCAACUUACUUCCGAAGAGCAAGCUGUACAGGCGAUCCAAAACUUUGAAGUUGUUGACCGCCUAGUGGCCGGGGCAAGCAUUGUCGGAGACCAGGUAUCUGCACAAGCACUGCGAGCCGCUGAACUUAUUCAAAGAACCAAGCAUCUUGAGGAUCAAAUUGAGAUGGUGGUGGCUGAGACGGCGAAGAUGAACCAGCUAUGUGCGGAGGCAGAGCAACAAUUUAAAGAGUUCGAACACUGGAAAGAGUCAGAUACAGAAAAAAUUCAACAGUUGACAGAAAAGUUGAAAAAGCUUUACCUGCACAAGCGUGUCAAUAGCUCUCCACCAUCACCCAGGUUCUCUCCGGUCACGCUCGAAGUUCUGCUCGAGCACUUCAAACCUGUCCUACUGGUGAGAAUGCAUGAGGACCUCAGCCCAGUCUUUAAGGCCCUACGUGAUCGUUGCUUCGAGAAUCAAGAACGGGCGAAGGCUGAAAUUGACGAAAUGGUCAAGCCCGCUUUGAAGCAGACCGACGAAAUUUGCCAGCGUGUAUUGUCUAUGACCGUCAGUGAAGCCUCAGCCCAAUUGUCCUAG
This is a messenger RNA of Cyclocybe aegerita, 2235 nucleotides long. The record is from the annotation of a GenBank genome assembly. NCBI's taxonomy places the organism in Eukaryota, Fungi, Basidiomycota, Agaricomycetes, Agaricales, Hemipholiotaceae.